Messenger RNA from Anneissia japonica, 902 nucleotides. RefSeq lists its product as uncharacterized. The transcript has a single exon. The annotation marks the transcript as partial. Lineage: Eukaryota; Metazoa; Echinodermata; Crinoidea; Comatulida; Comatulidae. The record is from RefSeq and is a predicted model, not a curated record.
ACUGAAGCUGAAAAUGUAAAGGAAACAGAGAAAGAAAAAAAUUUAAAAGAUGAUAAAGAAGAGGAGAAAAUGUCAGAAGAUGGAAAUGAUGAUACAAAAGAGCAAUCCAAUGAAAAUGAAAAGAAAAAGCAGACUGAAGCUGAAAAUGUGAAGGAAACAGGGAAAGAAAAAAAUUUAAAAGAUAAAGAAGAGGAGAAAAUGUCAGAAGAUGGAAAUGAUGAUACAAAAGAGCAAUCCAAUGAAAAUAAAAAGAGAAAACAAACUGAAACUGAAGACAUGAAGGAAACAGAGGAAGAAAAAAAAUUAAAGGAUGAUAAAGAAGAAGAGGAAAAAAUGACAGAAGAUGAAAAUGAUACAAAAGACCAAUCCAAUGAAAAUAAGAAGAGCAAACAAACUGAAGAUAUAAAGGAAGAGGAGAAAGUACAUAAUUUAAAAGAUGAUGAAGAUUUAAGUGAAGAAGAGAAAUUUGAGGAGAUAAAAUUUCCAGAUACUCUGGAAGGCUUCAAUUAUAAAUUUAAUUCAGGUUUGCUUUCAUGUUGAUCUUUUCUUUAUUAUGAGGUUUGCCAUUGCAAAACUAGCAUCAGUGACCAAGGUAAUUCAACAGAAGGACGCACAUCUCGGGACAUCAAAGGUUAUAACUCUGGCAUCGACAUUCUAGGCGCACGUGCGUCCCUACACGCUGAACGUCACAAAAACCAUAGCAACCAGAACAUAAACCGUCAGCGUACGUGACGAAUUACCCAUGUGCGUGACAGUUGCCAUGAUAAUCACGCGUCGCGCAAUGAUUGCACCAAAGGACUAAUGAUAUUUUGCACUAACAUUAGACUGAAAUAUAUUCUUCAUUUCAACAUUAAUUUUACCAAAAUUGUGGUGAAUUGUCGUUCAUGAGACUUACUUUGCAG